UCUUACCUGGUUUUCUGGACUUCUGCUACAUAUGCAUCACUAGCAAUAAUAAACAGACUAGAAAAGAUGCCCUACAAGCAUUGGCCAGCCUAGCAAACACUAAGCGACCUAUGAUCAUUGAUGCAUCACAUUUGGCGUCUUAUCAGCCGUAUCAUUUUGAUUUCAGCUUAGCUCAGGAAAAAAGAAAAAAGGAUAAACCUACUAUUAUACAAGAAUAUGUUCUGUCUCUACUGAAUGUAAAUUCCAUUGACAUAUGUUCAGAGUCGAACCAAUCCAGCCUGUGGGGAGCACUGUGUUGCAUUCCACACAUAAGGCCUAUGGACAAAACCAAGUGUAAAGAUGCUCUGAGAAAUACAAUUACUAAAUUGGCUCAAUUACUUCCCAGUUUAGAAGACCCAUUGAAAGAUAAGGUGCUUUUUAUUUUAGCCUGUGCAGUCAUUGAUUUAUGCAUAAUAUUUGAAGCUGAUAACAUAGAAAUCUUUCAGUCACAAAUUGACAUUAUGGAUCUGUUAAGAAAUUAUUCACACAAUCAACAUGCAUUACUGAUUGGAGAUAUAUUUUUUAAACUCAACAAAACAAAUGAGAACAGCAUGGUAUCAGCUAUUACCCUAGAUGAAGUUUACCCACUGAUCAAGAAGAAUUUAUCUUCUCCAUUUAGCAAGAUUCGGCUUUUAACCUUACGGAUUCUUUCAAUGUUUUCACUUGAGCUACCUCAAUUAGAUGACAAAUUGUAUAUUGAACAAGUUGGUGUUUUCAGACUUUGUCUCAGAACAGAAAUAGUUCCAGUGACAAUAUCAGACUACCGGGAAAAAAUAAAGUGUUUACAACAUUUGGAAUUUAAUGGUAUACAGCACAAUAUUCCAAAAGAAUCCUGCCUUACUGAGGUUCCCCUUCUUUACUUGAUCAGUAUGUUGUAUGCAAACUUCAGGUUACUUUGGGAACCAGUGAUGGAGCUUAUUAGGAGUUAUGCAUAUGGAAUGGACAAGAAAUCCUUCUGGAAAACAUAUGUAGAUCACCUCAAGGCAGCAUCCAAUAUUUGCCAAAAACUGUUAACUGAAAACAAGAAAGUGUGUGUUCAAACUACACAGCCACCUCCUGUAACUGCAGAUGAUUGCGAACAUGUGACAUGUUAUCAAGCUGAGAGUGUAGAUGAACUCUUCAGCUCUGUGUACAACCAUCGUAUACAGGAUGUUGAUAGACCAGACUAUGUGAAUUUCCGUGAGCAGGCUUGGAAAGCUAUGCAUCUGUUUGCCGAUCGUGCUGAGAUUCACUCUCGAGAGUUGACGCCCCUGUUUUUAAAUUUUAUGGAGAGAGAAUAUUAUCCAUCAGAUGUCUUCAGUGCCCCUACACAAGAUAUUCGUAGAAGGAGUGAGAUAGUAGAGGACUCCACCAACCAGGAGGACGUCGUUGAAAACGAUAGAGAUGAUGGAGAUGACAGUCAAUCUGAUGACUUCAAGAAAGGCUUAGGUCUGCCAAGACAGAAACAUUCAGUUACCCAGACACUUCUGGCUCACCUCGAGUUGUUUGCCAAGUUUAAAGGACCAAAAAGUCUUUUUAAGGAGCCAGAACUGAGGAAGCUGUACACAAGUCUUCUGUCACAUAAAUAUGGUAAAGUGCAGAAAACAGUCCUUCAAUGCAUCUUUGCUUACAAGCACAAGUAUCUGACACCCUACCAGGACCACUUCAAACUUCUUAUGGAUGAUAAAACAUUCCGAGAGGAAAUUACACUUUUCAACAUUGAUCCUGAACACGGCGUUGUUGAAAAGAACCAUCGAGCUGGCUUGAUACCUAUACUAAUGAGGAUUCUAUAUGGUAAGAUGCUAAGCAAGGCAAAAGCUGGGUGUGCCCAGAAAAGGUCUGUAAUUUUGCGGUUUUUAGCAGGUUCUGAAGAAAGUGAGUUAGGUGAAUUCAUCGAUCUUGUUAUUGAACCAUGCAAGCAUCUACUUAAAGAUACCUGUUCAGAGAUGUUAAGAGAUGUUCAACAAUCCCUUGAUUUAAGGUCUGUGCUACCACUUAAGAAAAUACACAGCAUGAUUGAUACCAUUGCUGUAAUAUUCAACAAACUGGGCCACAUGCUAACGCCUUUCCUUCCCAUGAUGCUUCAUUUACUCAUCAGUCUCACAGCUACAUUCACAGAAAUGCUGGAAUUGAGAGAUCAGAUUCUACCGUACAAUGUGAAUCAACUGAAAACCCUACGUCCUCUUGGAGUACAGUGUCUGUUGGAUUUCUUCAUGAUUUUUGACAGCUAUCCUUUCUCGGCAGAAGAAAUCAACUGCAUUUUUGAGGCAGCUGUAUGGCCACAAAUUGCUCGUCUGCCAAAUGAGAGCAUAACCAGUCCUACAACAUUACUGAAGAUGAUACACAAAUGGAGCCUCAACCCAAGGUAUUUUGGUUUGCUAGCCAAACAUCACCCAGAUGAUAAGAAACUUACAGUUCUGCCAUUUGUCUUCGAAUUGCUAAAAUCUAAACUGACCACCAAACCAGUGUUGAGCAUGGUUCUGGACAUUGUGGAAAAUCUGUUAGUGAUUGAAGACUUUGAAGCAAGUGAUAAUACAAUGGAAAUCAAAGUUGAGGACAGACUAGAUACCUCCAUUGCAAUGGAUGCAUCUUUUCAUGAACCGCCAACAUACGGUACAAAGCUGGUCUUUCCACACAUAGCUACGAUUUUGGCAUACCUGAAGUCAGCACUGUCGAGCAAAGAUGAAAAGGAAAGCCUGCCAUUGAGAGAGCUAAAUAUCCUCUCACGGAUUAGUAUGUUUGUGACAAAUGAACAUCAAUGCAGUGUGCUUGUUUCCUUACUGCUUCCCUACCUGAAAGGGAAUGACUAUAGAAACCAGAAUGUAGAACUAGAUCUUCUUCGAACCGUCAGGAAUGUGAUGAAGCAAACGACAGAGCCAUCAGCUUUUCUUGGGUCAGUCUCUAAGCUCUUGUACACUCUCACCUAUAGUCAAUCUCGUGUCCUUAUCAUUGAGAUAUUCUUCUCAAUGGCCCAGAAAGAUGAGACCCUAAAAACUACAGCAGAGACAAUCGCACAAUUGAAUGCUUGGGAUAAAAGACAUGUUGAAGAGCCUGAUUUUACAACACGCUUUAAAGCUUUCACUGAAAUGUCUAAACUGAUCAAAGAUUGUAAGCAGCUUGACAUGAGAGUCUUAACACCAUUGAUUUAUAACUGUUUCUUCUUCAUUUCUAAGGUGGAUGAGAUGUCUUUACGUGAUAACUCUGUCAAUUGUCUACAAAAUAUCAUCCAGAAACUGGCAUCUGGUGGCUUUGGUGAAGAAAUGUUUAACUCAAUUGUAAUCCACAAAUACAUGCCAGCCAUUAAGGAGGGAAUCAAGUUAAAGAAUGAGGUGUCAAGAGGUGAAAUUGUGAUGUUACUGCGAGACAUUGUCAGGUUGUUCCCAGAUCAUCCACGAUUCUCUGACAUGACAGUUCUUUUAGAUGAAGACAUGGAGAAAGAUUUCUUCGAAAAUAUUAAACAUAUUCAGAUUCAUCGAAGAGGUCGAGCUUUGCGGCGUCUAGCAAAACACUGCACGGAUGCCCAAAUUGGAUAUGGAAACCUAUACCAAUACUUUUUACCCCUUGCGUCUGCCAUGGUAUUUGAUCAGUCCCUUGCAAAGGACCAGAACUUUGUCGUUGAGGCUAUUAAUACCAUCAGGGCUAUAACUAGCCAGUUACCUUGGAAAUUUUACAGUGUGAUCUUGCGGCAGUAUUUAAAGCUGUUGACUUUCAGUAUUGAAUGGCAGAAAGUGGCAGUGAAAUUGGUGGUUGCUGUCUUAGAUGCAUUCCAUUUUGACCUGACAUUAUCCAGAGGUGUAGAGUGUUGCAUAAUGUUCAAGAAAGGGGUAGAGCUAGAGGGUGUAAUGGAAAGUGCUGAGAAAACAGAUGAUAUAAAAAAUGACAGUAUCAAAGAAGAUAAGAUUUUGGAAACUGUAGAAGGGGAAAAGGAAGAGGAUGAAGAGAUCAAAGAUGAGAGCCAAGAGAAGAUGAAAAAGGAAGUUGCAUUGGCAUCCAGAAUUCAUCAUACAAUAACUAAUAGUAUUCUGCCACAGUUAUUUAAAUCAAUAACAAGAAAGGUUCGCACAGAUGAUGAACAUCGUUCUGUAAGGAAGAACAUGGCAGAUGACAAUGAAGUACUGAGAGUUCCAAUUGCACUGGCAAUGGUCAAGUUAUUGCAGUCACUGCCCGAGGAGGAGCUUCAUCAGUACCUCCCAAAUGUUGUGAUUAAAGUUUGCCAAAUGCUUAAGAGUCGUUCGCUUGAUAUAAGAGAAGUGACACGUGACACAUUGGUGAAGAUUCUGCAAUCACUUGGAGUUAACUACUUCAGUUUCAUAAUCAAGGAACUCAAACAAACCCUCACUAGGGGUUACCAGUUGCAUGUAUUGGCUUACACUGUGAAUUUAUUAAUAAGGACCAUGAUUGAUCAACUGAAACCUGGUGAUCUGGACUGCUGUAUUCAAGACCUAACUGAGGUAUUCAAUAGUGAACUGUUUGGUGACGUUGCUGAGGAAAAGGAUGUUGCAGGAAUUGUGGUCAAACUCCUUGAAGCAAAAUCAACAAAAAGUUAUGAUUCUUACCAACUUGUAUCACAAAAAAUAAGUCAGAGCUCACUCACACCAUUGAUUCUUCCUCUGAAAGAGGUACUAGAUAAUACCCAUUCUCAUCAUGUGAUUUUGAAGGUACAGGAAGUCCUCCGCAGACUGGAGAUUGGCUUUCUUGAGAAUUCAGGGAUUCCUGACUCAGCAAUGUUGAUAUUCAUUCAUGGUCUAGCCACGGAGAGUCUACCGCUUGUGACAGAACAAAUACAAGCAAAGAGCAACAUUAAGGGGGUACGUGACUCACGCCUACAGCCACUUAGCACAUACUUACUACCAGAAACUCCAAAAAGAAGCCAAAAACACCCACAAAUGAGCUUAAAGACAAACGUGCACAUCAUUGUUGAAUUUGGUCUCCAGUUAUUCUACCUGUCACUGAAGAAAUUCAAGUACAGUGCUGCCAACACCAAACACAUUCAGAUGCUUGAUCCGUUUGUUGUCCUUUUGGUAGAAUGCUUGAAUUCCAGAUACACCAAGAUGAUAACAUGUGCUCUCAGGUGUUUCUCUCGCCUUUUAAAGUUCCCACUUCCAUCUUGGGAAUCAAACUUGAGCAAGGUAAACCAUCAGUUGUUCAUCCUGUUAAGGAACUAUGCACACCCAGGAGCUGGCAAGGGUGAGAACUUUGAACUAGUGGUUGCAUGUUUUAAGGCUGUCACUGUUUUAGUCCAUGAUGGCAAAGGCCAACAAAUCACAGAUGAGCAGCUUCAGGUAUUGUUAAGCUAUGUGGAAGAGGACAUUCAUGACCACACAAGGCAAGCUACAGCCUUUUCACUACUCAAGGCCAUCUUAACACGUCAGCUAAUGGUACCAGAAAUGCAUGAUGUGAUUAAGAAGGUAGCAGAGUUAUCUAUAAGGAGUGAGAUGCACUCCGUAAGAGUACAGUGUAGACAGGUUGUAGUUCAUUUCUUACUUGACUAUCCACUUGGUAACAAGUUAAAACGCCACCUAGAGUUCUACAUAGGACAGUUGUCAUUCCAUGAGGAGAAUGGACGUGUGUCUGCUCUGGAGAUGCUAGCCACCAUGUUUUCAUCUUUUCCACAGAAAACUCUGGAUCAAAACUAUGGAUUGUUCUUCAUUCCUUUGUCAACAAGACUGGUGAAUGAUGAAUCAGCUAAAUGUCGAAAACUUGUUGCAUUGGCCAUCAAGGCACUUUUACAGAAGCUUGACGUUGGAAUGCGAGACAGUCUCUUUGCUAUAGUAACUAACUGGUUGAAUGACAGGAAGGUCAUGCAUCAGAGGUUAGCAGCUCAAGUCUGUGGUAUCUUUAUUGAAGCAGAGGGGGUGGAUUUUGAUAGAAGAAUAGCCGAGGCAUUACCUUUGAUUGGUAGAAUAAUAUCAGAGCAAAGAUUUAAGAUGGUCAUGCUUGUGGAUGACGAUGAUGAUGCAAGGUUGGAUCAAGACUUAGACCACCUGCUCUACCAUCUUCUCAGCACAAUUGCUAAGAUGUUACAUAUGUGCAGUAUUGUGAGAAAGGACACAUUCAAGGCAACAAUGAACACCAUAUGGGUUUCAGUUGAAGCUCAUCUUCUCCACCCCCAUGCAUGGGUGCGGCAAGUAUCUGCACAACUUUUUGGCAUCCUCUUUGCUUCUUGGCAACCACAGGAAAUCGUCACCAUAGCAAAGUCACCUAAAUUAGAAGACUCCAAUCAGUCAAUUAAGAAAAAGAAACUGAAACAAAAAUCAAAACUUGAAAAACAGACAAAUCAAAUGGAAGAGGAGAAACAAGAGGAAUAUUACAUUCUUACUAAUUUCCAGGCAAGAUUUAGAGAACUUGCUUAUAGAUUUUGUACCCAACUGAAGUCUGAUCUCCUUGAUCAAGAAUUAUCACAGCAGGUAAUCAAAAAUUUGGUCUUUAUAGCAAGAGUAAUCCACAUAUACACCAAAGAUGAAUUUGAGCAAUUUGUACCUGAUUCAAAAACUAAAACACAAGAGAAUGUUGAUGCCAGGACUAAAAAUGAUAACAUCACCACACACCCUGGUGACCCAGAGACUAAGAAACCAGAACUGACAUGGCUGAUGAAUAAGUUAUGUCACAUUGGCCGAACUGAGCUGGUGAAGACACCCAAGAAGACAUUAAAGCGCAAAUGCAUGGUUAAGUGGCUGGGGGCAGUGAGUGUGCAUCUAGGAAAGGAGCAUAUUGGACCAUUCUUACCACAGAUCAUGAAACCUAUGAUGAGAGAGGUCUCAGACAAAAUGUCACAUUCAGACUCAGAAUUACGGAUACUCUGUCAGGAGGUUUUGGAGAUGCUGAAGACAAUGGUGGGUAUUGAGUCCUUCACAAAGGUUUAUGCAAGUGUUCAGAAGGAUCUGAAUGCCAUCAGAGAAGGCAGGAAGAAAAAAAGAGCUCUAGAGGCUGUUGCAAACCCAGAGACAGCAGCCAAGCGGCGGAUGAAGAAACAACUGAACAAGAAGGAGUCCAAAAAGCGGAAAUUAUCUUCGCUUAGGCCUACUUAUCAGGCCAAAAAAAUGAAAAUGAAAAACCGCAACAAAUUCUAAUAAUUUACGUAUUUAAGUAUAAUCAGUAAAAUAGAGCAAUGAGAUACUACUAAGCAAUGAAUAUAGUUGUAUAUCAUUCACUAGAAGAAAUUAUUGAAUGGAGGUUAGAUUAAUGAAACUUAAGUAUCAUAAUUUUCUCUAGUGCAAAAAAUAUUACUAUACUAAUUGCUUUAUUUAAAGGCGUUGGUUGCUAUAUAUGAUCAAUACAUUUAUUUGCACACUGGCAGUUGAAAUUAACAAAAUUUGAUUGUGUUUGAUGAACUUUAGUAUUGAAAUCCUAGUAGACAUUAGGCAAAAGGGUAAAAAUGUAAUGCAAACAUUAUGAUGAUUAGUUUCAGCUUACCUUCCCUUUACAGUUCUUUUUUUUCCUUGAUCAAAAUAUUAGGUGCUGAAAUGGGAAAGGUUAGUACUGUGCUGUAGUGUUUAGGAUAAUGUGCCAACAUGUUCUCUAUUCAUUACAUCAUUCUACCCAAGAGAUAUCCAAUAAAUAGUAUCAGGCUUAUGUUAGUCAUUUUUUGGUUCAUGGAGAUGGGUAAAUUAUGUGAUGAUUUUGUCUCAAUCUUUUACUACAUAUGACUAGGCCUACAGUAGCCAUGAUUUUCAAUCAGUGUUGAAACGAUAUGCCAAUGCAACACUAGUAUUUGGUUUUUCUUUAUUUUUAUUACGCCCUCCGCUGCCUUUAAUCUUCAAAGAUAGGUAUUUUUCAUCCAUAAAUUUGAAGCAUUUUAUAUUCACCAAUAAAAUUUUAUUUGUAUUUUCAGUUAGUGUAUUAUAUUGUAAGAAAAUCUAUGAAUAAAUAAUUUUUAAUAGGGUACUGAAAACAGGCAA
Anneissia japonica is the source of this 7916-nucleotide messenger RNA. Its product is annotated as small subunit processome component 20 homolog. Gene Ontology annotation, cellular component: nucleolus; 90S preribosome; small-subunit processome. Lineage: Eukaryota; Metazoa; Echinodermata; Crinoidea; Comatulida; Comatulidae. The transcript is spliced from 44 exons. The record is from RefSeq and is a predicted model, not a curated record. The coding region runs from base 111 to 7088 and encodes 2325 amino acids.